AUGGCUUUAGAGACAUGUGGAAGCUGCCUGAGUUGUCUGCUGAUACCGCUUGCACUUUGGAGUAUUGUUGUUAACAUCCUAUUAUACUUCCCAAACGGGAAAGCUUCGCAGGCUGCCAGUUACCAGCUUCCCAACUACGUGUGGUAUUUUGAAGGGAUCUGUUUCUCAGGUGUGAUGAUCCUUCUGUUGGCAGUCAUUCUAAUAACACUGGAGUGUAGCAUGUUCUAUCGGUGCUGCCAGAGUGAGAGCUGUAACAAAACCUACAGGAGUUUUAUUUCAAUUGUGCUAGCCCUGCUUGGAGUUGCUUUCUCUGGAUACAGUUGCAUCAUUUUUACCUUGGGGUUGAUCCAAGGCCCCUUCUGCAAUUCGUCAGGUGGAUGGGAUUAUAUCUUCAAAGACACUGCUGGAGGGUACCUCACAGAUUACCCUGCUUGGUCUCGGUGCACCGAACCGGCUAACAUAGUGGAGUGGAAUACCAUUUUACUCUCUGUUCUGAUAGCUCUUAGUGGACUGCAGUUGAUCAUCUGUGUUCUCAAAGUGGCUGCUGAGUUGAAACGGACACUCUGUGGGACCUAUUCUGUUUUUGUCCAG
Molecule: messenger RNA, 591 nt
Organism: Phaethon lepturus (White-tailed tropicbird)
Lineage: Eukaryota; Metazoa; Chordata; Aves; Phaethontiformes; Phaethontidae
Gene: TM4SF18
Product: transmembrane 4 L six family member 18
Exons: 4
Cellular component (GO): membrane
Source: RefSeq, a predicted model, not a curated record